This is a messenger RNA of Colletotrichum karsti, 1083 nucleotides long. RefSeq names its product mitogen-activated protein kinase sty1. Gene Ontology annotation, molecular function: ATP binding; MAP kinase activity. The record is from RefSeq and is a predicted model, not a curated record. Gene Ontology annotation, biological process: stress-activated MAPK cascade; cellular response to oxidative stress; protein phosphorylation. Gene Ontology annotation, cellular component: cytoplasm; nucleus. NCBI's taxonomy places the organism in Eukaryota, Fungi, Ascomycota, Sordariomycetes, Glomerellales, Glomerellaceae. The transcript is spliced from 6 exons. Bases 1 to 1083 code for a protein of 360 amino acids.
AUGGCCGAAUUCAUCAGAGCACAGAUUUUCGGUACCACCUUUGAGAUCACCUCGAGGUACUCGGACUUGCAACCCGUGGGCAUGGGCGCCUUCGGUCUCGUUUGCUCCGCCCGUGACCAGCUCACCAACCAAAAUGUUGCCGUCAAGAAGAUCAUGAAGCCCUUCAGCACGCCCGUGCUAGCCAAGCGCACAUACAGAGAGCUUAAGCUGCUGAAGCACCUCAGGCACGAGAACGUUAUUUCCCUUAGCGACAUCUUCAUUUCUCCUCUGGAGGACAUCUAUUUCGUCACAGAGCUUCUCGGCACCGAUCUGCACAGGCUGCUGACCUCGAGGCCUCUGGAGAAGCAAUUCAUCCAGUACUUCCUCUAUCAGAUUAUGCGCGGUCUGAAGUAUGUCCAUUCGGCCGGUGUCGUUCACCGCGACCUUAAGCCCAGCAACAUUCUGGUCAACGAGAACUGCGAUUUGAAGAUUUGCGACUUCGGCCUGGCCCGUAUCCAGGAUCCCCAGAUGACCGGCUACGUCUCAACAAGAUACUACCGCGCCCCCGAAAUCAUGCUCACAUGGCAAAAAUACGACGUCGAGGUCGAUAUUUGGAGUGCGGGAUGCAUCUUCGCUGAGAUGCUGGAGGGCAAGCCUCUCUUCCCUGGAAAGGACCAUGUCAACCAGUUCUCCAUCAUCACCGAACUGCUUGGCACUCCUCCCGAUGAUGUCAUCAACACCAUUGCGAGUGAAAACACCCUCCGCUUCGUCAAGUCGCUCCCCAAGCGCGAGAGGCAACCGCUGAAGAACAAAUUUAAGAAUGCUGAUCCCUCUGCCAUUGACCUCUUGGAGAGGAUGCUGGUCUUCGAUCCUAAGAAGAGAAUAACAGCCACGGAGGCGCUCUCGCACGACUACCUUUCCCCCUACCACGACCCCACUGACGAGCCCGUCGCGGAGGAGAAGUUCGACUGGAGCUUCAACGACGCUGACCUACCAGUUGACACGUGGAAGAUCAUGAUGUACUCUGAGAUCCUCGACUAUCACAACGUGGACGCGUCAGCGCAACAGAUGGAGCAGAUGGAAGAACAAUUCAACGGGCAAUAG